Molecule: messenger RNA, 261 nt
Organism: Penicillium paradoxum
Lineage: Eukaryota; Fungi; Ascomycota; Eurotiomycetes; Eurotiales; Aspergillaceae
Exons: 2
Coding region: 1-261 (86 amino acids)
Source: RefSeq, a predicted model, not a curated record
AUGAACUCCCAGCCGAAGGAUGCCAAGCAGGCUCUGGCCGAGGACAAGUACGACGACUGUUUGUCCUGCAGAGUGACGGGAUCGGCCGCGUUUGUUGGUCUCGGAGUUUACAGCUACUAUACUGGGAUGGCCAAUCUCCGAAAACAAGAGAAAGCCAUCAUGCAAGGCCCUACAAAAUACAAAAUGGGUUCGCGCAAGUUGGGCAUUGCCUCAAUAUCCGCAACAUUAGUGGGUAUGGGGCUGUGGCGGGCUUUUAAUUGA